This is a messenger RNA of Striga asiatica, 1447 nucleotides long. Lineage: Eukaryota; Viridiplantae; Streptophyta; Magnoliopsida; Lamiales; Orobanchaceae. The record is from the annotation of a GenBank genome assembly.
CUCCAAAUAAAAAACCCCCCAAAACCCUCCAUUCUGAUUAAAACCCAAAACCCUAACCUACAGCACACUUCAAUAUGUUCCCAACACUCAACGACAAUGUAUCACUCUGUAAGAAGAGCAUUUUGUAAACAGCAAGAGUCAAUUUUCUCAUAUAAAAAAUGUUAAUAUUAUCAAGAAUGAAAUCACUUCUCAAUCUCAGCUCAUCUCUCUCCACUACAACCGCUGCAGUACCUUUUUGCCUCCACUUGCACUCGCAGAGCUCCAUAGUUCUCCCAGCAACCCGGAAGCUUAAAUCCUUAAAGAAACCUAAUUAUCUCUCUGCUGCGGCUGUGAUUAAUUCUGUCGCUAAUCGCUCAAAUCCACCUAUUUUGGGCCAGAGCCGUGGCUUGUGCACCGAGGACGUGGCCUCCGGCGAGAUUCACGUCAUUGUGGGACCCAUGUUCGCCGGGAAGACAACCGCUCUUCUGAAGAGAAUGAAGGCUGAGAGCAGUAAUGGCAGUUUUAUAUUCUAUGGAUCGAGACUUCCCCAGAUUCCAGGGCUACCCCGUGAAGAACUCCUGCCAUCUGGAUAUGGACCAAACGUUAUAGGAUCUUGUUUCAUAGGGAGAAUUAAAGAAGCUGUUGCAAUAUUGUGCUGCACUGGGGAUUUUGAUUCAUCCUACAUUCUUGCAGUGAAAGAUGCUGACGAUGCUCCGGACUUUAUGAACUCUUGUUUGCAAGCAGUUAUGAAGCUGCAAAAUGUGGCAAUAAUUAAAUCGAACAAGGAUGCUAGGUACGGUUUGGACUCUAUUGUGACGCACGAUGGGGAAAAGCUUCCCUGCCUACCAUUAGCAGAUUUGUCGUCAUUCCAAGAACUGCUGGGUGCUGAAGAGUAUGCUAAGCUACAAGUGAUUGGUAUUGAUGAAGCUCAGUUUUUCGGAGAUUUGCAUGAUUUCUGCUGCAAAGCUUCUGAUCGUGAUGGCAAGACUGUAAUAGUUGCUGGUUUGGACGGUGAUUAUUUGAGGAGGAGCUUUGGUUCGGUACUCGACUUAAUCCCUAUUGCUGAUUCUGUUACUAAGUUAAAUGCGAAAUGUGAAGUAUGUGGUAAACGUGCUUUCUUUACUUUGAGAAAGACGGACGAGAUGAAAACGGAAGUUAUUGGUGGGGCUGACGUGUACAUGCCCGUGUGCCGAAAACACUACGUAAGUGGACAAGUGGUUAAAGAGGCUAAGAAAGCAGUCAUUGGGUCUAAGAGCAUGCAGAUUAGUUCGGUUUUGUAGGUUUUAUUGACUGCUUUGCUUUUAUCAUGGGAUGAUUGAGGAGAAUAUGCCCUUUUUUCUCGGAUUUAAUUGGAAUAUCGGCAAGUAGCGAGAUGUUUUGUGAUUAUAGGUGAUCGAUCAUAUUUGUAUAAGAUUCUGGAUUUAACCGUGUUGUGUAUUAUUUAUUAUAGUAUUUAUGCUUGACUGAA